AUGGUAACGAAAACUUCUAUAAUGCUUGGACUUGGUGAAUGUGAUGAUGAGCUGAAGGAAGCCAUGGCUGAUUUAAGGACAAUUGACGUUGAUAUUUUAACGCUAGGACAAUAUUUACAGCCAACUCCAUUACACCUGACUGUCAAAGAGUACGUUACCCCUGAAAAAUUCGCCUUCUGGAAAGAUUAUGGGGAGUCUAUUGGUUUCCGUUAUGUAGCCAGUGGACCAUUGGUUCGAUCCUCGUACAGGGCAGGGGAGCUCUUUGUUAAGACGAUGGUCAAAGAGAUGGCUAAAAGCACUUCUGAUAUGUCAUAA
Messenger RNA from Ilex paraguariensis (yerba mate), 315 nucleotides. The record is from the annotation of a GenBank genome assembly. NCBI's taxonomy places the organism in Eukaryota, Viridiplantae, Streptophyta, Magnoliopsida, Aquifoliales, Aquifoliaceae.